AUUCUUCACUGUCCCGGAAACGACUUUACCUCCCGCCUCCCGAAACGUAAAGUGGAGCAACUGAGGCCGAAAACGAGAUGCCAGUGGCCGUGGGUCCCUAUGGUCAGUCCCAGCCCAGCUGCUUCGACCGGGUGAAGAUGGGCUUCGUGAUGGGCUGCGCCGUGGGCAUGGCGGCUGGGGCGCUGUUCGGUACCUUCUCGUGCCUCAGGAUCGGGAUGCGGGGCCGGGAGCUGAUGGGCGGAAUUGGCAAAACCAUGAUGCAGAGCGGGGGUACCUUCGGAACAUUUAUGGCCAUCGGAAUGGGCAUUCGCUGCUAACCGCGGCACCCCCAUCUCUCCCUCCACCCCCGCACAUCCUUGUGUAAUAUAAUAAAGCCUUUGAGUACGUGCAAUGUCAA
Molecule: messenger RNA, 397 nt
Organism: Gracilinanus agilis (Agile Gracile Mouse Opossum)
Lineage: Eukaryota; Metazoa; Chordata; Mammalia; Didelphimorphia; Didelphidae
Gene: ROMO1
Product: reactive oxygen species modulator 1
Exons: 3
Coding region: 78-317 (79 amino acids)
Biological process (GO): protein import into mitochondrial matrix; protein insertion into mitochondrial inner membrane
Cellular component (GO): TIM23 mitochondrial import inner membrane translocase complex
Source: RefSeq, a predicted model, not a curated record